Messenger RNA from Danaus chrysippus (African queen), 2064 nucleotides. The record is from the annotation of a GenBank genome assembly. Lineage: Eukaryota; Metazoa; Arthropoda; Insecta; Lepidoptera; Nymphalidae.
AUGCCCUUGAGACGGCGAAAGGUCGUCUUGGGACAAUAUAGAAGAUGUGAUCUUUCCAGGCACGUCUUAUUUACUAUCAGUAAUCAUGAAGACUCGCAGGUCUUCGCCCUUAUAUUGGACCCCACACACCCUGGAGACCGUACAGCCUGCUUAGUCAACACCUUACCUAUACACGACGAGACAUGUUAUUGGCCAAAUGAGAUUUACGAGCCGUGUUUUGGGGGCUGUGCCGAGAUCUCGUGUGACAACCCUCGCAACCACCUCCGUCCCUGCUACCCGUACUGUGAGCCAGGCUGCGUGUGUGAGGAGCCUUACGUCCGUGACGAUCGCACCCACCAGUGCGUUCUACCACAGGAUUGUUCACCGACACAAAUGGGUAUUCCCGUACCUAGUAAGAGAUCUGGUCAACCAGGGAACCCACCAGCGAAGAUGGUUGGAAGAUUACCAAGGAGUCACAUUAAAAGGGAUAAUUUACAAGAGAUUAGUGACACAGAUGCUAGUAUGAGUCACAUGGAGGAUUUCAGACGAGCAGCGGAGGUAUCAAGAAUGGGGAAUUACUUCAACAUCGUCAUCGCCCCGCCACCUAUAAAAGCAUUACAACCAAGAAAAACUUUACUGAGUGACACUCAAACAAUACCUGCCAAAAACGAUAUUUGUGAUGCAAAUAGGAUUUACGAUUAUGACGAUCCUGAAGGUAUGAAGAGACAUUCUUUUGUCGAUGAAAGACGAAAUUGGAGGAAGAAAGCACUGUUGAAAUCAUACGAUCAAGACCACAAAGAAUGGGACGAUAGGAGAUAUGAACAUGAAGUACCGAAAUAUUUAGAUGAACCAGAUGCAAAAUACUUUGGAGGACCGGAGAGACAGGAUGUGGACCGCUCUGAGUCUUUAUAUAGAGGACAAAGACGCUACGACGACACUGAAAAAACAAAUUUGAUGCAUAAAACAAGAAGCGCCGAAGUCGGACAUCAACCGUCCUUUUCUGACAAAGAACCGGAUAAAAAAGCAGCGUUUACAAUGACUUGCGAGCGAGUACAUGAGAGAUACGAGCCGUGCUUCGCUGGUUGUGCCGCGGUGACGUGUGACAACCCUCGUGAGAGGCUGCAUCCCUGCUACCCCUUCUGUGAACCGGGAUGCAUCUGCAUUCAACCAUAUGUUAGAGACGAUAGAACACACAAAUGCGUCCUACCGGAAGAAUGCUCAAAUUCUAAGUUAUUGGAACACCAUAGACGCCAUUAUAUCGGUGAACCGACGCGGGUUCAGAUUGAUAUUACUCCUCCUGAUGCAUUCUAUACUGAAACAACUACUGGCAAAAAUAUAAAUAGCCAUGUCAAUGAAAUAGCCAAGGACGCCGACGACUUGGGCGACUGGUUAUAUAAUCAGUUUUUCAAAACAAUAGAAAGCCAAGUUGUUAACAAUACAAAUCAAAAAGAAACAUUAACAAGGCGCAGCGGAUCUAAUUACAAGAUGAAGAAACCGAAACGAACGAAUAAAUGGAGUAAGGGAAAAAAGAAAUACAGGAAAAGAAGCAGGAGUAAGAAGAAGAAGAACUUACUGCGUAUUAAUGAGAAUGAUAGUUUAUUUGAUAUAUCGUCGAGUUCAAGCUCCGAUUCCAGCGGAUCCAGUUCAGAAUCUGUAUCGUCUGAUGAAUUCCACGAGAAAGACGACUUUCAUGACACUGAUAAUGAACACGGACAUAAAAAGAUCGUUAUGAUCAAUAAGAAACCAAAACCGCCUUUACCGAGCUUUAUCUUUUUGCCAAAUGUAGAUACACCGUUUUAUCCACCUAUAGGAUUACCGCCGCCACCUAUAGUUCCCAUGUACCCAAUGGUUCCAGUACCUCCAGUUGUUCCAUUACUCCCUAUUCCAGAUAACUGUGAAACCUCAUCUAUACCUUCAACCACUAAUGGCGUCACAACAAAAUCUAUGGAUACCUCAAAAACUACAUUGGAGGAAACUACGGAAGCUGUUCCACAAGAAACAGAAACAGAGGCAGGACAGACGGAGGCUACUGCUACUGAGAUAACUAAAACAGACACAGAAACACCUAAACCAAAUGCACUGUAA